Canariomyces notabilis is the source of this 2010-nucleotide messenger RNA. RefSeq lists its product as uncharacterized. The record is from RefSeq and is a predicted model, not a curated record. Bases 1 to 2010 code for a protein of 669 amino acids. Lineage: Eukaryota; Fungi; Ascomycota; Sordariomycetes; Sordariales; Chaetomiaceae. The transcript is spliced from 6 exons.
AUGCGUCUCUUGCACUUGUUGCCCUUAGGGCUAGCAACUUGCGUUUCUGCGCAGGCUCUAACCACAGUACUGACUGAAAACAAUGCCACAUUGAGCACUCUGAGCACGCUCCUUGCGCUUGUGCCCGAUGUUGUACAAACACUAUUGGAAGCCCAGAAUAUCACCAUCCUGGCUCCAUCAAACACAGCAUUUGCCAAUCUAAUGGCCAGGAACCCGAGGUCGGUCGAACUGAUGAGCAAUCCCAGGGCCCUUGCAGGGGUUCUGCAAUAUCAUGUCUUGGCUGGGAGGUUAUUGUCGAGCGGCUUCAUGACGACACCAAAGUUUCCUGCCACUUUACUCAUGGCGCCGUUUGCCAACGUCACCGGUGGUCAGAAGGUGGUGCUUGCGAUGGUGAAUGAUACGGCCAGGGUGUUCUCGGGAUACAAGCAGAUGGCUUCGGUUGUUACCGCGGAUGUCCAAUUCGACGGCGGCAACGUCGUGCACGUCAUCGAUACGGUUCUCACCGUCCCCGCAACGCCGGCACAAACGGCCAUCAACACGGGGCUUACAUCACUGGCUGGGGCCUUGACAAACGCCGGCCUAGUCGGUCCGGUCAACUCGCUCACCGACGCUACCAUCUUUGCACCAUCCAACGACGCCUUCGAGGCCAUCGGUUCUGCGCUGGGGGUGAUAUCUCCGCAAGACCUUGCCAGUAUCCUUGGAUACCAUGUCGUGGCGCAGCAAGUCCGGUUCAGCACCGACUUGCUGAGCGCGGACCAGAUGACGCUCUCUACCUUGCAGGGACAAAACAUCACGGUCCGCAGGGACGGUGGGCAGUUGUUUGUCAACUCGGCAAGAGUGCUGAUUGCGGAUAUCUUGACCACCAACGGAGUGGUGCAUGUCCUGGACAACGUUCUCAAUCCCUCGAAUACAACCGUCGUCCCGGACUCGGCUGCUGCCACACAAGCUCCGGCGUUCGCUGGUGUGUCCUCGGUGACAGAAUCGCCGUUCACUUCGGGCAUCACGCCUACGGCGACAUUUGUUCCCGCUUCGUUUGCCCGGCGCAAACAAAAGAUCCUCUCGGACCUGGCCGUGCCCGAGGACCGGUACAGCGACGCCUCACCCAAGGGUACCGUCGACGCUGGCAUCCGGUCGCUGAUUGACGCUAUCAAUGCCCGUGCGGGUCUGGUCACGACCAGCAGCUGUGCUGGCCGCGUCUCUGUGUACCUUGAAGGGGGUAAGGGGAAACGACGGACUGCUCCUCCCGUGCUCGGUCAUCAGCCGGGUGUCGGUGGUGAGGGGGAGGAUGGGGAUGGCAAUAGGAAUGAAGCGACGGUGCCGGCGUCUGUGCAGGGGACUGGUGCUUCGGCCGGGGGGAAAGGCGGCGGGGAGUGGCUGUUUGUUUCCCACGAUCCGGUGUCUAUUGAGUCUUUGGAAAAGGAAGGGGGUUUAGGCGCUGUGCUGGGUCUGGAGUUGGAAACGGAGGUUGGUCCCGGUGCCCUGACCGGCCGGACUGAAGAGCCAGCGAGGUUGAUUCACUUCAAGUUUGAACCGAUGAUCCUGCAUAUCUUGACCGCCUCGCUUGAACAUGCCCAGCUGGUCAUUCAAGCGGGCAUGGAGGCGGGCUUCCGCGAGACCGGAGCCGUCAGCCUGCUCAAGCGGCAGCCAGACGAGGAAGCAACGCCCAUGGUGGCUGUGCGCUGCAUGGGCCUGGCCUUUGAGUCGCUUAUUGGGAUGGAGGUGGACGGCCUUCGUCGGUCUAUCGUCUCGCCGGAGUAUCUCAGAAUGCUCCUCAAGAUAGCAAACGAACGGUUUGUCGAGAACCAAAAGAGGAUUUCCAGGUUUAGUGCGGCCCUGGAGGACGCUUUCGCCACGCCCAAGGGGAAAGAGAACUGGGAGGAUGCGCAAGCAAGGAGAGAACGUAAGAGGCAAGAGGGCCUCCGGCAGAAAGACGAACUCGGAAAAGAAAAGAGACAGCCUGUAGAUGAGCCUAGCCUAGACCUCAUUCUACAACAACCAGACGUUCUCUAG